AAAAAGAAGUAUGAAAUGUUCCCUAAACCUGUUUUUUUUGUUUUUCAUUUUUCUAAACGAUUGUGUAGUGCACCUGGAAGUGGUCCCAUGUUCAGACCAACCACAGUGGCUGUAGAUGAAGAAGGUGGAGAUGAUGAUAAAGAAGAAUCAGCGACAAACAGUGGCACAAGUGCCACUGCCACUUGUGGCCUGGGAUCUGAAUUCUCCACAGAUAAAGGAGGCCCUUUCACUGCAGUACAAAUCACUAAUACCACUGGACUGGCACAGUCUCCUGGGCUAGCCUCUCAAGGCGUCAGCUUUGGCAUUAAGAAUAACCUGGGGACCCCACUGCAAAAAUUGGGAGUGUCAUUUUCCUUUGCCAAGAAGGCUCCUGUCAAACUCGAAUCAAUAGCAUCAGUUUUCAAGGACCAUGCGGAGGAAGGGACCUCUGAAGAUGGAACAAAAGCUGAUGAGAAGGGUACAGACCAAGGACUGCAGAAGGUGGGAGACUCCGAUGGUAGCAGUAAUCUCGAUGGUAAAAAAGAGGAUGAAGACCCUCAGGACGGAGGGUCCCUUGCCUCAACGUUAUCUAAGUUAAAAAGAAUGAAGCGAGAAGAAGGAGCUGGGGCUACAGAGCCAGAGUAUUACCACUACAUCCCUCCAGCACACUGCAAAGUAAAACCUAAUUUUCCUUUCCUACUCUUUAUGAGAGCCAGUGAACAAAUGGAAGGUGAUAAUAGUACACAUCCAAAGAAUGCCCUAGACAGCAAAAAAAGUAGUUCUCCCAAGCCUAAAGGCUGCAUCAAGGUGGCAGCAAGCCAAGGAGCAGAAAAGACAGUUGGUGAAAUCUCUGAACAGCAGAUGGAAACCAGUGUGGCUGAGCCCUCAGAGCCUGAAAGCAAAGCUGAGACAAAGAAGGCCUCAGGAGGGGAUGUAAGUGAGCAUAGUUUAGAGAGUCAGAGUCAGAAGGAUUCAGAGAUCCAAAUGUGUGAGUCUUCUCCUCCUAAAGAAAUCUCUCAGGCCACUCCAGCAGGGAAAGAAAGCCAGGAGGGACCCAAACAUCCUACUGGUCCCUUCUUUCCAGUUUUAAGCAAAGAUGAAAGCACUGCCCUCCAGUGGCCAUCAGAACUAUUAAUUUUCACGAAGGCAGAACCCUCCAUUUCUUACAGUUGUAAUCCUUUGUACUUUGACUUCAAGCUUUCAAGGAACAAAGAUGCCAGAGCUAAAGGGACAGAAAAACCAAAGGAUAUAGGAGGCUCCUCAAAGGACCAUCUCCAAAGCCUUGAUCCUAGUGAGCCAAAUAAAAGCAAAGAGGAGGGAGAGAAUGUAGAACAUUCUUCAGGAGGCAGAAUAGAUGCACCUGCUUCAGGGUCUGCCUGUAGCGGCCUGAAUAAGCAGGAGCCUGGGGGUAGCCAUGGGUCAGAGACAGAAGACACAGGGAGAAGCCUUCCUAGCAAGAAAGAACGAUCUGGGAAGUCCCACCGACACAAAAAGAAGAAGAAACACAAAAAAUCCAGCAAACACAAACGGAAACACAAGCCUGACCCAGAAGAGAAAAGCUCUAAGGCAGAGUCUGGGGAGAAGUCUAAGAAGCGCAAGAAGCGAAAACGAAAGAAGAAUAAGUCAUCAGCCCCAGCAGAUUCUGAACGGGGGCCCAAACCAGAACCCCCUGGUAGUGGUAGCCCUGCACCACCAAGAAGACGGCGGCGAGCCCAAGAUGAUUCCCAGCGGAGAUCCAUUCCAACUGAAGAAGGGAGCAGUGGCAAGAAGGAUGAAGGUGGAGGCGGUGGCAGCUCCCAAGAUCAUGGUGGGAGGAAACACAAAGGUGAAACUCCAACUUCAUCCUGCCAGCAAAGAGCUAGCAGCAAACGGAGCAGCCGAUCCAGCCAUCGAAGUCGACCCAGUAGUGGAGAUGAGGAUAGUGAUGAUGCUUCAUCACGCCGGCUGCACCAGAAGUCUCCAUCCCAGUACAGUGAGGAGGAGGAGGAGGAAGAGGAGGAAGAAGAGUCAGGCAGCGAGCAUUCCCGUAGCCGCUCACGGUCUGGCCGGCACCAUUCCUCUCGCCGUUCCUCCCGGCGUUCUUACUCAAGUAGCUCAGAUGCUUCUUCAGACCAGAGCUGCUAUAGUAGACAACACAGUUACUCUGAUGACAGCUAUAGUGACUAUAGUGACCGAUCACGAAGGCACUCCAAGCGCUCCCACGACUCUGAUGACUCAGACUAUACCAGUUCCAAGCACCGAUCCAAGCGGCACAAAUAUUCAUCUUCUGAUGACGACUAUAGCCUCAGUUGCAGCCAGUCCCGAAGCCGAUCUCGGAGUCAUACUAGGGAGCGCUCAAGAUCCAGGGGCCGCAGCCGCAGCAGCAGUUGUAGUCGCAGCCGGAGCAAACGGAGAAGCCGCAGCACCACAGCCCACAGCUGGCAGCGGAGUCGGAGCUAUAGCCGGGACCGCAGCUGCAGCACCCGGAGCCCUUCGCAGAGAUCAGGCUCCAGGAAGGGGUCAUGGGGUCACGAGAGCCCUGAGGAGAGGCGUUCUGGUCGUCGAGACUUCAUUCGCUCUAAAAUCUACCGCUCCCAGUCUCCCCACUAUUUCCGAUCAGGCCGGGGAGAAGGUUCCGGGGAGAAGAAGAAAGAAGAUGGCAGAGGAGAUGAUGGUAAAGGGAUAGGCCCACCCUCCCAGAACAGCAACACUGGCCCAGGAAGAGGGUCAGAAGGUGACUGCAGCCCUGAAGACAAGAACUCUGUCACUGCCAAACUGCUACUGGAGAAGAUCCAGUCAAGGAAAGUGGAGAGGAAACCCAGUGUGAGUGAGGAGGUGCUGGCCACCCCUAGUAAAGCCGGGCUCAAGCUCAAGGACCCUCCACAAGGUUAUUUUGGGCCCAAGCUCCCCCCUUCUCUUGGCAAUAAGCCUGUCCUUCCACUGAUAGGGAAGCUCCCAGCUACCCGAAAGCCCAACACCAAGAAAUGUGAAGAGUCUGGCUUAGAAAGGGGGGAAGAGCAAGAGCAGUCAGAGACAGAAGAAGGGCCUCCAGGGAAUAGUGAUGCCCCAUUUGGACAUCAGUUCUCCUCAGAGGAAACAGCUGGCCCCUUCUCAGACCCACCCCCAGAAGAGCCAAAGUCUGAAGAAGCUACUGCUGAUCACCCUGUGGCUCCGUUAGGCACCCCAGUGCACUCUGACUGCUAUCCUGCGGACCCAUCCAUCUCCCAUAACUACCUCCCUGACCCCAGUGAUGGGGACACCCUCGAGUCCCUGGAUAGUGGCAGUCAACCAGGCCCUGUGGAAUCCAGCUUGCUGCCUAUAGCGUCAGACCUUGAGCACUUCCCCAGUUAUGCACCUCCCAGUGGGGAGCCUAGUAUUGAGUCAGCUGAUGGGGUUGAGGAUGCUUCCCUAGCCCCACUGGAAAGCCAGCCCAUCACCUUCACUCCCGAGGAGAUGGAGAAGUACAGCAAGCUCCAGCAGGCCGCGCAGCAACACAUCCAGCAGCAGCUUCUGGCCAAGCAAGUAAAGGCCUUUCCCGCCUCGGCUGCCCUGGCCCCAGCCACUCCAGCCUUGCAGCCCAUCCACAUUCAGCAGCCGGCCACAGCCUCUGCCACCUCCAUCACAACUGUUCAGCAUGCCAUCCUACAACAUCAUGCCGCAGCAGCUGCUGCCGCCAUUGGCAUUCACCCCCACCCUCAUCCCCAGCCACUUGCCCAAGUACAUCAUAUUCCCCAGCCCCACCUGACCCCCAUUUCCUUGUCUCACCUCACUCACUCAAUCAUCCCUGGCCAUCCUGCCACCUUUCUAGCUAGCCAUCCCAUCCAUAUCAUUCCCGCCUCAGCCAUCCAUCCUGGGCCCUUUACCUUCCACCCUGUUCCACAUGCUGCCCUCUACCCUACCCUACUUGCCCCCCGGCCUGCUGCAGCAGCUGCCACUGCCCUCCACCUUCACCCACUACUUCACCCCAUCUUCUCAGGUCAGGACCUGCAGCACCCCCCCAGCCAUGGAACAUGAGUUGGGGGAUAGGAGCCCAGGUAGGGCCAGGGAAGGUGACCCAUAGAUCUUCCCUUGGGGUGUUGAGCCAUUAAUACCAGCAAGUAGAAGCUGGAAUGGGCAGUGUCUGACAGCCAAAGAAUUGAGUUUUGGCUUGCAGGGGUGGUUUUAGGAUUUGAGGUUUGCUUUGGGUUUACUAUCAGGGAUUUUUUUCCCUUUUCCCCUUGUUUGUCCCUCCGUCUCCUGUGUUUCUAAGCUUGGGAACACCAGUAAGUGCUACCCACCCCUCUUUGGCAACAUCUCCAAACUGUUGAGUUUAGAUACUCCCCUCCUCUCUCUACUUUCUAUCCUCUGCACUUGUCUAUAAAUUUUAAAACAUUUUCCUCCUCUCUGGCUGGCGGGCUUUCCAUCUGGUCCUGCCUUAUCAGUGUCUUUGACCUUGGUGACCUUAUUUAUCCCGGGUGAAGUGGAAAGGGAGUCUGACCUGGAACCAGGUGCCACUCAGGCUGUCAUUCGAUCCACUUCCCACACAAACAGCCACACAUUUGGCACUGUUGUCCUCGUGUCCCUCAUCCCAAAAGAGACAUCUGCAUAUCCCAGAAAAGAAGAUCCUAUCAUGAAUUGAAGCUGUGCGGAACAUAGAGUCACCCAUGUGCUUCCCCAGAGAGGAGCUCAUGUGUCUGAAGGGUGUAUUUUCUUCUGUCAUGUUGAUGUUUCCUUCUUAAUUUAUAGGAUUUUUUAAUGUAAAAAAUUGCACUGAACUCUAUAAACGUAAAUGCUGCUUUUUGUAGCUCAUAUAAAAAAGGUUCCAUAUUUGUAGUAUACUGCAAUAAUAUUUUUUACAUCCAGCUCUUUAAGUGAUCCUUGUUCUGGUGGCUUUGUGUAAAUAUGUUUGCCCUAGUUGAAUUAAGAAACUUUAAAGGUUAUAAAAUGAAAACAAAAAAAUAAAGUAUUUGUUUUCUGCUAGAUGCAAAAA
This is a messenger RNA of Physeter macrocephalus (sperm whale), 4927 nucleotides long. It is a transcript of the gene GPATCH8, whose product is annotated as G-patch domain containing 8. The record is from RefSeq and is a predicted model, not a curated record. The transcript has a single exon. Gene Ontology annotation, cellular component: nucleus. Lineage: Eukaryota; Metazoa; Chordata; Mammalia; Artiodactyla; Physeteridae. The coding region runs from base 16 to 3972 and encodes 1318 amino acids.